Mauremys reevesii (Reeves's turtle) is the source of this 1155-nucleotide messenger RNA. It is a transcript of the gene ZFAND6, whose product is annotated as zinc finger AN1-type containing 6. Gene Ontology annotation, molecular function: DNA binding; polyubiquitin modification-dependent protein binding; zinc ion binding. The coding region runs from base 361 to 990 and encodes 209 amino acids. Lineage: Eukaryota; Metazoa; Chordata; Testudines; Geoemydidae. The transcript has 7 exons. Gene Ontology annotation, biological process: protein targeting to peroxisome. The record is from RefSeq and is a predicted model, not a curated record.
GUGGAGAGGGAGGAACGAUGAAGAGGGGGAGGGAAAGAGGGGAAGGAAGGAGGGGCCAAAAAGGUCUAGCAUUCUAAGAUGACUGACACACCUUAUGAAUCACUAGCUGUGCUAUUUAGUGGUGGAGUUAAAACGUUUCAUUGAGUGUGAUGUUACGGAGAAGCCUAUCUUCUACCAUACAGUCUUCAGUGAUCCCCUUCCAUAGUCUUCCUCAACAGUUACUUAUGACGAUCAGCUUGGCAUAUAUUGUGGUGUAAGACUGAUCAUCUGAUGGUGGCUGCAUUUCUGUGGUGAUGGAUAGGUAUGGAUUUUUAAAGCACUCUGGGAUUCUUCAGGAAGAAAGGUUUACAGAAGAGGAAAAUGGCUCAAGAAACUAACCAUAGCCAAGUGCCUAUGCUUUGUUCCACUGGAUGCGGAUUUUAUGGAAACCCUCGUACAAAUGGAAUGUGUUCAAUUUGCUAUAAAGAACACCUUCAAAGGCAGAAUAGUAGUAAUGGUAGAAUUAGCCCUCCUGCAACUUCUGUCAGUAGUAUAACUGAGUCUUUACCAGUACAGCACACAGAAGGCAGUGUCCCGGAAACUCAGUCAACAUUAGACUCUACAUCUACCCAGUCUACGCAGCCAAGUCCUGUGUCAAACCAGUCACUUUUAACAGAAUCUGUAGCAUCAUCCCAAGCAGAAAUUACAGCUGUGGACAAAACAGUACCUGAAACAGAAGAUUUGCAAGCUUUAGUGUCAGAGAGUGCAGAGUCUACAUCUGAAGAACAAGACAAGUCACUUGACAAACCAAAACAGAAAAAGAAUCGCUGUUUCAUGUGUCGGAAGAAGGUGGGACUUACUGGGUUUGAAUGCCGGUGUGGAAACAUUUACUGUGGGGUGCACCGUUAUUCAGAUGUACACAGUUGCUCUUACAAUUACAAAGCUGAUGCUGCUGAGAAAAUCAGGAAAGAAAAUCCUGUAGUUGUUGGGGAAAAGAUUCAGAAGAUCUGAACUGCUACUUCUGCUGGAAUAUAAAAUCCCUAGACCAUCUGCAGAUUAAAUUGACUUGAGCUUUUUCCUUAGUCAUCAGGAAUGUAGAGCAGUGUAUCUUGCCUAGACCUUUUAAUCAUGCAUGUCAUCAGAAGAAUAGAUUUUUUUUGUUUUUGUUUUGAAAAU